AUGGAGAAGUACUCCUUCGUGCAGCGGCUGGGGCAAGGUGCCUUUGCAGUGGUAUGGAAAGCAAGGCGGAAGUCAGACGGCCGGCUGGUAGCUGUGAAGCAACUGAAACAGUCGCCAGAGUCUUGGGAAGCCUGCAAACAGCUUCCAGAGGUGCGGGCCGCAGCCUCCAUCUCGGACAGAAGGCAUUUGGUGCAGCUACUGGAGGCAGUAAGACACGGUGGCGAGCUGUUCCUCGUGUUUGAAUACAUCGAGGGCAGCUUGCACCACUGCAUAGCCGCGGCUCGCCGCGUCGAGGAAGCCCAGGUCCGCUGGGCAGCAAGACGCCUUCUGAUGGCUUUGGCGGCAGUUCAUGCAGCCGGCUUGGUUCACUGCGAUGUCAAGCCCGAGAACAUCCUCGUCGGUGGCAGUGAAGGUGGUAGCCGGGGAGCGCCGACUAUGAAGCUCUGUGACUUCGGACAAUCUGGGCCACCAGGGGAGAUUGCGACAUACGUCGGGACUCGGUGGUACCGGGCACCAGAGCUUUUUCUUGGCUCGCGUGGUGACUCCAGCGUCGAUCUAUGGUCUGCCGGAUGCACCAUUGCAGAGUUGAUCUUGAGGAGGCCCUGGGUCCCUGGUUCAGACACCCGUGACAUGCUCUUUCGAAUAUGUGGCGAGCUUGGUGCCCCAGAUGAUAGCGAAGGGUGGCCGCUGGCAGCGCAGCUUGUGGAGGCCUCGGGUCGCAAGAAUGCGGAGCCCGCAGCCUGGCAGAGCCUCCUGGAGGCUGGCGCCUCACAGGCCGCUGUGGACCUUCUGGAAGGCCUCCUCCGCUAUGACGGGCAGCGGCGGCUACGCUGCGACCGUGCUCUGCGGGAGAUGGCUUUUUUCGCUUCCGAAGAGCCCGAGGUACCCGUGCCCGUGCCAGUGUCCCGACCACUAAGCCCAGCAACGCUGCAGCGUUCCAGAGAAGAGGCGCAAGCUGUCGAGCGGCGGCUCUUCGAGAAGCGUGGUCCCCUGCCACCUCCCCCUCCAUCGGCACCUCGUGGAACUUCACCGUCACCCUCGCCUUUUCCGCCUUUGCCCGGGCAGCAGGCGUUCAAGCAGCCAGAAGGUGUUUUCGCAGCAACCUCCCCUGCCGCCGACCCCAGAGGCGAUCAGGAGCCUACAACAGCAUGUGGCGAGCCAAGCAGUGAAGACGAGGCCCUCGCAGAGGCGUUCUGGAAUAGUUGCAAGCAGGGGACACCGUCAACAACGCAUGCGCCUGCCACUGCGACAAUGCUUUCAAGCCGGACAGCUAGGACACGGAUACCGCGGCGAGCAGCACCGGCGGGGCUUUCCAUGGCGCCGAGGUCUACUUCUGAAAGCCCUGCACCGCGGGCACCAAGCUCCUCUGCGCGGGAUGAAGCGGCAGAGGAUUAG
Symbiodinium pilosum is the source of this 1395-nucleotide messenger RNA. NCBI's taxonomy places the organism in Eukaryota, Dinophyceae, Suessiales, Symbiodiniaceae. The record is from the annotation of a GenBank genome assembly.